Messenger RNA from Danaus chrysippus (African queen), 315 nucleotides. NCBI's taxonomy places the organism in Eukaryota, Metazoa, Arthropoda, Insecta, Lepidoptera, Nymphalidae. The record is from the annotation of a GenBank genome assembly.
AUGUUUACUCUAGUCCGUCCGUCGGCAAGCAUCGGAGAGAAACAAGAGGUGAAGAGGAAAGAAAAAUACAGGGUCUGUGAUAAAACGGUGAUUGAUAGGAGUGUUGGAGUACAACUUGCCGCGAGCCAGCGUCGUGACGACGACUACUACACGAUACGAUACAACACGACACGACUCGCCGCUAAAUGGACUUCAUUAAGAGGAAAAAACGAGUCAUUCCUAACAACGCCGCUGCGUCCGCGAAUUAUGCAAUUUAAUUUCAAUUUGCGGUCGCAAAGACUCGCGAGGGUGUCUCUGGGGGUGUGGAGGGUGUGA